GAGAGUGCGCAGAAUCUGGGGGCGUCGAACGCGCAGCCAUCUUGGUGUUUUGGGUGUAGUUGAAGGGUAUUAUAUCUGUGAUAAUCGGCCGGCACCGAAGCCCUGUGCGUUCGUCCGGAGUGUAUUUUAUGAUUUAAGAGGCCCCUCCUCGUCGCGAGAUAUUUAUUGCAGCUGAUUUCAGCCUCGUUGUUCACUCGUCGCCAGUGGGGCACAGGAGUCAGCGGCUUAGGAUGGCCAAUAAAGAUGAUGAAUACGAUUAUCUUUUCAAAGCUCUGGCACCAAGAUGCAGCCAGGAACCUGCUCGCAGGUGUGGCCAUGGUGAAACAGUGUGUGGAACUGUUAUCGCAACAUGAAACAUAUCUUCAUUGGCUGCUUCGUAACAGUUUCACGUCUUAAUGAGACUGUUUUAACCCUUUUCUGUCAAGAAAAUGGGCAAUGCAAGAAUGUUUUUAAUGGAUUCUGGAUGGACCGUGUCACAAGAUGUUGCCACAAUCACUGCUGUUUCCGGCUGCAUCUUUUCAUGUGGUCCUGAUAGGGGAUUCUGGUGUUGGCAAGAGCAACCUUCUUUCGAGGUUCACACGGAAUGAGUUCAACUUGGAGAGCAAGAGCACCAUUGGGGUGGAGUUUGCCACACGAUCGAUCCAGGUGGACAACAAGACAGUCAAAGCUCAGAUCUGGGACACAGCAGGCCAGGAACGCUACCGUGCCAUCACUAGCGCGUACUACAGGGGAGCUGUGGGUGCACUGUUGGUGUACGACAUAGCGAAGCAUCUGACCUACGAGAAUGUGGAGCGUUGGCUGAAGGAGCUGAAGGACCACGCUGACCAGAACAUAGUCAUCAUGCUUGUGGGCAACAAGAACGACCUUAGACACCUUCGGGCUGUGCCUACCGACGAAGCAAAGGCCUUUGCUGAGAAAAACAAGCUCUCGUUUAUUGAAACAUCUGCGUUAGACUCCACGAAUGUAGAAGCAGCGUUCCAUCAAAUAUUAACAGACAUCUACCACAUCGUGUCACAAAAGCAGAUAAGGAGUGAAGGGGACAAUGAUCCGUCUCCAUCUCGAGACAACAUCCCCAUCACUAUUGCUCCCACGGACCCGACGGACAACCGCAAGAAGUCGUGUGCCUGCCAGCAGUAGCAUGUUGGCUGCUGGAUACACCACUCGGCUGCGCAGGGCCCCUGUAAAGUAGGAGGGACAAGAGAAAAAAAGAAACGAGGAGGGCACAAGAGCACUCCUGCACUGUGGCCUUUUUCUUUUUCCACUUUUGUUCUUUCCAAACAAAAAAAAAAACUGCCCCUACGUUGCCCUCUGCCCUCUUGCUUUUUUUUUUAACAGUGCCCUAUUUCUCGAUUCAGUUUUUUUCUCUCGUUCAGAUGACCCCCCGCUACUGCCCCUCCCCUUACCCAUAUUUUUUUUACGAAGGAAUGGCUCAUUUUUGUAGCAUUGCUAUGUUUAGCACCAGCGUUGCUCUCGUUUAGAGAUCCUCAGUGUUGAACUGAAGCAGCAUUGCUCGUGAACUGUGCUACAGCGGGCCGAGCGUACUGGUGCAUUCAAGUCACCUGCUCAGUGUGGCCCUUCAGUUGUCUGAAGGGAGAUGUCAGAUCAUCUAGUGAAAGGUGCAAGCUAAUCUCUUUGUUUCUUUUUUUUUUUUUUUUUUUUUGAAGACCAGUCGGGAUUUUUUUCCGCCAUUCCUGAUGCUGCUGUAUGCUGUGAGAAUAAAGAGGACACUUGUUUAUUUAACACAGCUGCACUUCUGUCGCGAUAAUGUUGUGCUGAUACACUACAUGUGUAUUGGCUAGAAUUCAGUGGCUUAAGUUCACCUUUUCAGUGUAAGUUGCUUUUGAGGAGGGACAUCAGUGAUGGGCUCUAAAUUUAACCCUAGUGCAUUGUUUCUGGAUUCAGAGCUGCACGUCAAGCUGUUCUCCCCCUAAUUUAGCCUCGAAGUGAUUCAAAGUGCCAGGUAUUUUGUUGUGAAGGCGUGCUGAUGUCAUUGGUCCCUAACUACGCCUUAGCCCAAGCAAUCUUUCCAUUGGGUGUGUACUUGCAGCAGUAAAUUGCUGGAGGCUCCUCGCUUGGGUAGCCCUUUUUUUUUCCCUUUUUUUUACUCGGUUGUCAUAGGUGUUCUGUAUUCAGCAGUUGCUGUGACGGAUUGAGUGAGCGAGAAAACGUUUUGUGGAAAUGAUCAAUUUGUAUUUCGAUGACUGUACAAUGGAUGACGACAUUGGUUGCGUGGACGAUUUCUUGGAUGCCAUACGAGCGUGUGCGAGAGAGAGGAAUCUGCUAUGCAUCUGCGGUGCACCAGCGCUAACUGCCCCGGCCAACGGCCUCUGUUUUGCGCACGUUGCCCCAUAAGCAAGGGCUCUGGCAGUGAGCGCUGGUGUACGUGGAGGCCCUGUCAUCCCGUGUAUAUAUAUAUAAUUACCAAUAAAGUCCCCAAUGUCUUCGCUUA
Molecule: messenger RNA, 2449 nt
Organism: Dermacentor andersoni
Lineage: Eukaryota; Metazoa; Arthropoda; Arachnida; Ixodida; Ixodidae
Gene: Rab11
Product: RAS oncogene family member Rab11
Molecular function (GO): GTPase activity; GTP binding
Source: RefSeq, a predicted model, not a curated record